Molecule: messenger RNA, 2038 nt
Organism: Aspergillus calidoustus
Lineage: Eukaryota; Fungi; Ascomycota; Eurotiomycetes; Eurotiales; Aspergillaceae
Source: the annotation of a GenBank genome assembly
GCCACAGACGCCUUCUGCCCUCAAGCUUCUCUGCGAAUCUCUUAUCUGGACGUGACGCAACUCAGCCCACAAUUCCCCCCACGGGGUCUUUUCCCCUCUUUCUGUACGAGCCACGGUUACAUCGGCCCAGCGCGCGAGUCGUGGAAUGCGAUGACCCCUCGCGGGGGUAUUCCAAGGUUGCCGUCUCUGCAAAUCGCGAGGACACCCGAAGUCCGGUCCUUCUGCUAUCAAUGGGCGGAAAAUCCCCGAGAUCAGCAAUGAUUUGAACAACCAUAGACUGAUCAUGCAUCAUCAGCCUGCAGGUCCCCCUCUCCUUUUAAAUAGUCCGCCCCCCCCCAAGUAGACUUUCGGUGUUCCCCUUCUUUCUUCUGCGGCAUUUAUCGGACCACAUUUUCAGCUCGGGGGCUUGAACGAUAUCAUUAUGGCGGCACAGUCGGUUCAUGAAGAUGAGCCUAAGCUCUCCGAUCUCGAGAAAGUCGCUUCAUCGCAUGACCCGCAUAGGUCGAAGUUGACUCAGUUUGAGGAUCCAGAUGAGGGCUUGAGCGAUGAGGAGAGGGCGAAGAUUGACCGCGCUCUGCUCUGGAAAUUGGACUUGAAGCUUGUUCCUUGGCUUAGUUUGCUUUAUCUUAUUUCGUUCUUGGACAGGACCAAUAUCGGCAAUGCGAAGAUCGCACAUCUACAGGAGGAUCUUGAUAUGACCGACAGCCAAUACAAUGCUGCACUUACCAUUUUCUUCGUCUCGUACUCGGUUUUCGAGCCAUUGACCAACGUUCUACUCAAACGUCUGCGACCCAGCAUUUUCAUUCCCGUCAUUAUGGUCCUAUGGGGCAUCUGCAUGAUGUGCAUGGGCUUCGUCCACAACUGGGCUGGUCUCAUGGCGGUCCGCUGGUUCCUCGGCCUAUCAGAAGCCGGCCUCUUCCCAGGCGUAAACUACUUCCUCUCAUGCUGGUACAAGCGCUCUGAGCUCGGCGUGCGCAUGGCCAUCUUCUUUUCCGCCGCCGCACUGGCCGGUUCUUUUGGCGGCCUUCUCGCGGCCGCAAUCGCCAACAUGGACGGUCUUGGCGGCAAAGAAGGCUGGGCCUGGAUCUUUAUCCUGGAGGGUCUUGCUACAAUCGUGAUUGGUGUCAUAUCGUUCUGGAUGGUGUACGAUUUCCCCGACGAGGCCAGGUUCCUGUCGGACGACGAUCGGAAGCGUGUGCUGAAGCGGCUUUCGGCGGACCAGCAGGCAAGUGCGGAGCAUGAGCAGUUCAAAAUGGCAUAUUUCUGGAACAGUCUUAAGGAUUGGAAGACAUAUACAGGGAUGAUUAUUUAUAUGGGUGCCGAUGGGUCUCUUUAUGCGUUUUCGUUGUUCGUCCCGACCAUUAUUAACGAGUUGGGUUACAAGGACAUCCACGCCCAGCUCCUUAGUGUACCUCCCUACGCCGCCGCAGCCGUUUUGACCGUCGCCGUGGGGUUCAUGGCUGACCGGACCCGGCAGCGUGGGAUGUGGAACAUACUCGUCUCUUUCUUGGGGAUAACGGGCUUUGCCAUGCUCCUGGGCGCGAAAGGCGCUGGUGCACGAUACGCAGGGACCUUUCUGGGAGCAAUGGGUAUCUACCCUGCCAUCUCGAACACGAUCUCUUGGACAAGUAACAAUGUCGAAGGUAAGCUACGCCCGUUUCCCAGCUCCCUGGUCACCAACAGUUUUUUCUCCAUCCAUCCUUUACCAGGUCAAGAUACUGACAGUUAUCUAAUAACAGGCGUUUACAAACGCGGAGUAACCCUCGGCUUCGUCAUCGGCUGGGGAAAUCUCAAUGGCAUCGUAUCAUCGAACAUCUAUCGCGGCAAAGACGCACCACGGUUCUACCCCGGUCACGGCACAGUCCUCGCAUACCUGGUCCUCUUCCAGCUCGGAGGGUCCAUCCUGCAGUAUAUCCUCCUGCGCAGGGAAAAUGCGAAGCGCAAGCGCGGCGAGCGCGACCACUGGGUCGAAGGCCUAGACCAAAAUGAGAUCUCGCUGUUGGGUGAUAAGAGGCCGGAUUUUAUAUACACGCUGUGA